Molecule: messenger RNA, 2048 nt
Organism: Dendrobium catenatum
Lineage: Eukaryota; Viridiplantae; Streptophyta; Magnoliopsida; Asparagales; Orchidaceae
Product: guard cell S-type anion channel SLAC1
Exons: 3
Coding region: 143-1822 (559 amino acids)
Biological process (GO): stomatal closure; transmembrane transport; intracellular monoatomic ion homeostasis
Cellular component (GO): membrane
Molecular function (GO): voltage-gated monoatomic anion channel activity
Source: RefSeq, a predicted model, not a curated record
CAACCAACCAACCCCAAGAUCACCACAAACAAAACAAAAUUACAAAUUUACAUUCCACGUCCCUCAUCUGUGGAUCAAUCUGCAUCUCCUCCCCUGCUACAUAUGAACGCCGUCUUGCUUCACUCUGCACCCACCGGAAGCAAUGGUGCCAAACGGCGAAGAUUCUCACAAGGGAAAGAGCUCCGGCGAGGUCAUCCAGAUUCAGCUGCCACCGCACCACAACUUCAGUCGGCAGGUCUCUCUCGAGACCGGCUUCGCUGCGCUCAACGCGGAAGCAAAUCGCGGCAAGAACGCAGCUUUUAGCCCUAGAGGCGCCAAGGACAGGAGGAUUCUAUCUAGGAAUGGGAAAAGUCUUGGGAUCACUACCGGAGCGGUGGCCGGCGCUGAUGGAGUGAGAAAGGGAGACUUUAGUAUGUUUCGGACUAAAUCAACUCUUCAUAAGCAGCUGUCGAUGCUUCCAAUAAGGAAGGAGAGCGGGUUCGAUCUACAGAACGCUGAUGGCUCCUCCGCCGGCGGCGGCGGCGGCGAAAGUGGCCGGGAGGAAUCCAUAAACCAGAGCGUACCUGCCGGUCGAUAUUUCGCCGCGCUUCGUGGACCGGAGCUGGAUGAAGUUAAGGACUCGGAAGACAUUCUCCUCCCAACAGACCAAAUCUGGCCUUUUCUCCUCCGCUUCCCCAUCAACUGCUUCGGCAUCUGCCUCGGCCUCGGCAGCCAAACCAUCCUCUGGCAAUCCCUCUCCACCAACCCCGCCAUGUCCUUCCUCCACAUCCCUCCAUACAUCAACACCGCCAUUUGGUUCCUCGCCCUUCUCACCCUCGUCUCCGUCUCCCUCACCUAUGCCCUCAAAACCGCCUUCUUCUUAGAAGCCGUCCGCCGCGAGUACUUCCACCCCGUCCGCAUCAACUUCUUCUUCGCCCCCUGGAUAUCCUGCAUGUUCCUUGCCAUCGGCGCCCCUCCGUCCCUCGCCCCCGCCAGGCUCCACCCCGCCGUCUGGUGCGCCCUCUUCGCUCCCGUCUUCGUCCUCGAGCUCAAGAUAUAUGGGCAGUGGUUAUCCGGCGGGAAGCGGAGGCUCUGCAAGUUGGCGAAUCCGUCCUCGCAUUUGUCGGUGGUGGGGAAUUUUGUCGGGGCGGUGUUGGCGGCGAGGGUGGGGUGGGGGGAGGCGGGGAAGUUUUUGUGGGCGAUUGGGAUUGCGCAUUAUCUGUGUGUGUUUGUGACGCUGUAUCAGAGAUUGCCGACGAGCCAGACGCUGCCCAAGGAGCUGCAUCCGGUGUAUUGCAUGUUCAUUGCCACGCCUUCGGCGGCCAGUCUUGCUUGGAAUGCUAUUUACGGCGAGUUCGAUGCGGUCGCCAGGACUUUUUACUUCAUCGCUCUGUUUCUGUAUACCUCGCUCAUUGUGCGGAUCAACUUCUUCAGGGGAUUCAAAUUCUCGGUGGCGUGGUGGUCGUAUACAUUUCCGAUGACGACGGCCUCAAUGGCGGCGAUAAAGUACGCGGAGGAGGUUCCAACGAUUCUAAGCAAGGGGCUCGCGCUUGGCCUCGCGGUCAUAUCCUCGGCGAUCGUGUCGUCUCUCUUCAUCUCUACGCUGCUGCAUGGCUUUGUGUGGUGUUCGCUGUUCCCGAACGAUCUCGCCAUCGCCAUUAGCCGGAGCAAGCACAGCUCAUCUGCCAGAAACAUUAAGAUCGCCAAAGAUACGAAAUCGGCGUCGGCGUCGCGCAGUAGAUAUGAUAAUCUUCGUCGGUGGGCGAAGAAAUCUCUGAUUCCGACCGCCAUCGACCACCACUCGUCGGGGCAUGACUCCGAUGAUAAGCGGUGCACUCUUUGAUCUAUAUUAUUUCGGAAAAUUGCUCUUUACCACUCAUCAUGUCAGCACAUUACAUCGUCUCUCUUCGUGAUGUUAGGAUAGAGAUGUUAUUAAGAAUAUAUUUGAUUAAUAAGGUGAAAAAAAAGCAUUUGGAAUUAUUUGUGGAGUUAUUUUGUCCGUCUGCAGAUUAUACGAAUGAUGUUUGUAAAUAACUAUUGAUGCUAUAUACGUAAAAGGAAAUCUUUUU